Lentinula edodes (shiitake mushroom) is the source of this 1885-nucleotide messenger RNA. RefSeq lists its product as uncharacterized. Bases 131 to 1741 code for a protein of 536 amino acids. The transcript has 5 exons. NCBI's taxonomy places the organism in Eukaryota, Fungi, Basidiomycota, Agaricomycetes, Agaricales, Omphalotaceae. The record is from RefSeq and is a predicted model, not a curated record.
AUUGCUUGCGAGAACAACAAUACGGCAACAGCUUUGACGAAUAGGCCCGCAUAAGGGGUGGUGAAGUUAUCGUGGUCGUGCGCUCAACCAUACCCUCGAUUCCUCGGCACUCAACCAUCAAGUUUGCUCCAUGGAUUCUCUCGCGAAGCAGGAGGUUUUCAUUAAAUUCCCGGACAUUGAGAAGCUCGCGGUCGCGUCCAGCUUCCUUCAUGCCUAUCUCGCUCCUGAAGUACGCGAGAAACUGUCGGUGGAAAUCUGCGCCACGAUUUUGGCGGCAGAACCUACGUUCCACGAGAAGCUCAAGGAGGCACAUAGAUCGCAGAAUUCGGAAGAGCUUGAAAACCUUUGCAUUUAUCUCAAACAAAAUGCAUGGCGCUUUCAUCCUCACCUACAAGAGAUGAACCGACUGAUUCGCACAAUAUACUCCGAUGGAAGGAUAGCGCCAAUAGCUAGAGGUGAAUGGAAACGACCUUCCUGGAUGUCUAAGAGUAACGAUGCACAUACGGAAAUCAUGGCUCACAUGGAAAGCCUAGAUAUUCCAGUAGGAACACAGAACGUGGCAGUGCCUUUGAUUGUUCUCUAUGAGUUAGGUAGCUUUCAGCACCAUGCCAAACUUAGGAGAAGGUUGGACCGGAUUUUCUCUUCUUCCAACCACACGUUUCUUGUGAACACUUCCGGUACAGGAAAGACCAGGCUUCUCUUAGAGGGCCUGUGUUUCCAUUGGGGAUUCUAUUUGACAUGCGCCAUCGAUGCUUCUUCCCUUGGAGCGGCCGAUUUUCCUUCUGUUUUGAAUGACGUAAACUGGGACCAUAGCUGGACCUCUUGCUUACCGCCUAUCUCUGAUUCUAAUCACCCCUCAUUGCUACAGGGCAAUAGACGGCUAGUAUAUCGUGCGGUCAGCGAAGCUCUGUUGGCUCGGUUCAUCGUCUUCAAGAUGUUCCUAGAAGUCUGUUUCAAGCAAGGAUUUUGCCUUGAACAACGACAGCAUUGGUUGGAGUUACAGAUUUUUCCAACGAACAUUACACCCUCAUACGAUUCAUUCAGUAUGAUUAAAUAUGAAAUUACAAGGGCUUGUCUAAGUGACGAGGAACUAGACGAAGCCAUGCUGCACUUGAUGGAAGAAAUCCAGACCAUAUGGGAAAUGCCUGGUGGCGAUUUCUUCUAUAUCGCAGUGGAUGAAGUAAAUGUAGCGUCAAGAAUGCACGAGGAAGCGUUCGAAGAUCAGCGCGGUCGUUAUCCUAUUUUGAAAGAGAUCUUACGCAGCCUGCGACGACGGAUGGGUCAGUUGCCUGUUAAAUUUGUUAUUUCGGGCACCAUCAUCCCAGAAGACCAUUUUCAGUCAACCAUCGGCGAGUGGGAUGAUUUUCGCUGGUGCUCAGAAACCGGGUCUUUUAAUGAUCCAGACGAACACCGUCGUUAUAUCACCAAGUUUCUGCCACCCAAGUUCGCUAUUUCAGUACCUGGGCAGGCACUGUUGGACCGUAUGUGGCAAUGGUUGCGUGGACGUCACCGUUACACAGCGUCCUUUCUUGCUGUCUUACUGUACAACAAUUUCCACAGCCCUCAUACGUUGCUGGGUAACUAUAUUGAAAACAUCACUGAAUAUUUUCCUGAUGAUAACGAACAAUACUCGGAAGGAGAGGAGGGUCGUUACAAUGAUUGGUAUCUGCCACUCGGUCAUAAGGGACUUGGUCUGUGUAUGUUGGAAACAUUGAGGUACCAUUACUACCUGCGACGCUAAAUUUAUUUGAAUUUUAGGGUCACUUAACACAGUCACGGUAGAAAUGCACCGCGCAGCUACUUCGUUUUUGAGCACUUCAACGGGUUGCAUUGACUGCUUGACAGAGGACAGAGUUCUGAUCACUGAAGAUUACGGAUAUUUCAU